Molecule: messenger RNA, 1445 nt
Organism: Humulus lupulus (European hop)
Lineage: Eukaryota; Viridiplantae; Streptophyta; Magnoliopsida; Rosales; Cannabaceae
Exons: 2
Coding region: 301-1386 (361 amino acids)
Source: RefSeq, a predicted model, not a curated record
AAUUAUUUUGUCUUAAGAAAAGAUACUCAUAACAUUGUAUUGUCACAUCGUAUUUUGUCUUCAGAUUUCAAAUUAUUUUGUCUUAAGAAAAGAUACCCGUAGCAUUGUAUUGUCACAUCAUAUUUUGUCUUCAGAUUUCAAAUUAUUUUGUCUUAAGAAAAGAUACCCGUAGCAUUGUAUUGUCACAUCAUAUUUUGUCUUCAGAAAAGAUACCCGUAGCAUUGUAUUGUCACAUCGUAUUUUGUCUUCAGAUUUCAAAUUAUUUUGUCUUAAGAAAUCUACCUUCAACAUCCCUAUAUAAUGACAUAUUUUUCACAUAAGAUGACCACACCUCUUCAACAUAGUUCUAAACCAACUUCUUUCUCUUUCAAAAUGACUUCAAUUCGAACUUCUUCAUACUCAAUUGAAGAAGAUGUGCACUUGUGUCAUGUGUAUCUUGACAUUUCUCAAAAUCCAAUCAUAGGAAUUAACCAAUCCAGAGAUCAGAUGUGGGCAAGAGUUGAAUUAGCAUAUCACUCUGGGCAGUUUAGUAGUCAACCUCGACCGAGAAGAUCUUUGCAAACUCGAAUGACGACCAUUCUUGCGGCAAUUUCAAAAUUGAGGGGAUGCGUCAACCAAAUUGAAAAUAAAAAUCCAAGUGGUGCUUCUCAAGAAGAUAUUUUAAAUCAAGCGAAGAUGCUAUUAGCACAAGAUCCAAAGUACAUAAGAGGGUUCAAAUUUGCUCAUGUGUGGUCUAUUCUUAAAGAUUGUGAGAAAUUUACAAAUGACAACACCAAUUCACCAGCUAGAUUCCAACAACAACGUCGUAGUUUCAAUUCCCCCCAAUCUUGUUCUUCUGGCUUCGAAUCACCGACAUCAGCACCCACCGGUAUGAGUUCAUUUGAUCUUAAUAUGAAUGAGGAGGAAGUUCCUAUUAAUUUAUCUAAAAGACCUAUCGGUGUGAAAAAAGCAAAAGGAAAACAAAAAAGUGAUGAACAAUUUAAGAAAUUAAUGGAACAAAGUCAAAAACUUGUUAACGUUAUAGAAAAGGGUAACUUUGAAAGAAAUGAACUUCUGAGACAAAAGGUUGAUGUGGCUAGAAUGAGAGAAGAGAAUAAAAUUUUAUUUAUGGAUAUGAAUUCUAUAUCCGAUCCAGAGUUUCGCCAAUUUAUUCAAAGCGAAAGGAGAAAAAUUUAUAGAUCAAGAGCACAAACAUCCGAACAUGGAGAACAAGGAGAAGGAUCUCAAUAUCAGGGAUCUCAAUAUCGAGCAUCUCAGUUCCAAAGAUCUCAAUAUGAAGAAGAACACAGAGAAGGAGCUGAAGAUGAACAUCAACGAUCUCAAAAUCCUUCACAAGAUUAUAGUCAAUAUUAUGACUAUCUUGGCGGAACUGGGAAUAAUUUUUAAAAUUAUUAGAAGUAUGUCUUAGUUUGUCUUGUGUUCUAUAUAUAUAUAUAUUUAUAUUG